Messenger RNA from Ilex paraguariensis (yerba mate), 1476 nucleotides. The record is from the annotation of a GenBank genome assembly. NCBI's taxonomy places the organism in Eukaryota, Viridiplantae, Streptophyta, Magnoliopsida, Aquifoliales, Aquifoliaceae.
AUGGAACACUAUAAUUUCCGGAUAUUCCAAGCAAAACAUUCGUAUGAAGUUCUAAAGCUGUUCAGACAUAUGCGAAACGAGUUCCAUGGGGUCGAUAGCUUCAAUUUAGUGUUUGCGAUUAAAGCUUGCGUUGGUUUAUCGCUUUUGCUAGAUGGAAAAUCAGUUCACUGCUUGGUCUUUAAACAUGGGUUUGAGAGAGACCCGUAUAUUCUGCCUGUGCUUAUAAAUAUGUAUACUGAGUUGGGAUGUUUGGAUGAUGCAGAGAAAGUGUUUGAGUCCGUUCCUGACAGGAAUGUAGUUGUUUGGGGUGCCAUGAUGAAAGGGCACUUGAAAUUUUCAAACGAAUUUAAAGCAUCACUUGUGGAUAUGUAUAUGAAGUGCGGUUUAGCUGAUUUAGCCGUAAAAUUGUUUAUCGAAAUACCUGAGAAGGAUGUAGUUUUGUGGACUGUGAUUGUUGCUGGGUGUGCAAAAAAUGGUAGUGCUUGGGAAGCUGUUGGCUUGUUCAAACAGAUGUUUGAAGAUUCUGCAACUCCAAAUUCAGUCAUAUUAUCGGGCAUUCUUCUUGGUUGCACACACAUGGGUUCUUUGCAACAUGGAAAGAGUGUUCAUUGGUACAUGUUAAGAAAUGGGGUUGAGUUGGAUUUGGUGAAUUGUACUUCUUUCAUUGACAUGUAUGCCAAAUGUGGUUGUAUUGCAGCAGCUAACAAAUUUUUCAAUCAGAUGCCCAAGAAAAAUGUGUUUUCUUGGAGUGCAAUGAUCAAUGGAUUUGAAAUGCCUGGCCUGUACUCUGAAGCAAUUGCUGUUUUUAACCAAAUGAGAUUGGAAGAUCAAGUACCCAAUGCCGUCACAUUUGUUUCUGUUCUGUCGGCUUGCAGUCAUUCUGGAAGGGUUGAAGAAGGAUGGAACUAUUUUAAAUCAAUGAGUAGGGAUUAUGGAAUUGCACCAACAGAGGAACAUUUUGCUUGCAUUAUAGAUUUGUUAGGUAGGGCAGGAAAGAUGGACGAAGCUUUGUCCAUCACAAGUAACAUGCCCAUGGAUCCUGGAGCUAGUGCAUGGGGAGCUCUGUUGAGUGCAUGUAGAAUUCAUAAGCAAAUUGAGUUAGCAGAAGAAGUGACCAAGAGGUUCCUUCCCUUAGAGACUGAUAGUUCUUCUGUGUAUGUUUUGCUUUCUAAUAUUUAUGCUGAUCUUGGGAUGUGGGAUUUGGUGAAGAAGAUAAGAAAGGAAUUUGGUGAGAAAGGAGUUCAUAAGAGUGCUGGUUUUGCCUCGACUGAGGUUGAGAAGAACUUUUAUAUAUUCAGGUCAGAGGAUAAACAGACUUACGAUAACACACAAAUCGAGGGGGUGUGGAUUUCUAUGCAUGAGCAAAUGAGAGAACUAGGUUAUGUGCCAGAUAUCGGAUUUGUUCAUCAUGAUAUAGAUAAUGAGUUUAAGGCAGAAGUACUUUGUGGCCAUGGAAAGAAACUGGAAAUUAUAUGA